This is a messenger RNA of Melampsora larici-populina 98AG31, 1080 nucleotides long. RefSeq lists its product as uncharacterized. Lineage: Eukaryota; Fungi; Basidiomycota; Pucciniomycetes; Pucciniales; Melampsoraceae. The transcript has 5 exons. The coding region runs from base 1 to 1080 and encodes 359 amino acids. The record is from RefSeq and is a predicted model, not a curated record.
AUGCCCGCCCCAACCUCCUCAUCCACACCUACUGAAGCGACUGUAAAUGUAGCAAACAAGACGGCUAGUAGCACUCCUGAAUCAGGAAAGGAUGAUAUCGAACCGUCAGUCAAAAGUGUUACACCUUCUCGUCAUCUCGCUGUUACUCCACCUGCCGGUGCACUAGCGGAAGGUGUUAUUACUUUACUCUCAACUAAACCGGAUGCAGCACAAAAUUUGGUCAAAAUUGGUGACGGCAAUUCAACUUACAUUGAAACUUUUUAUUGUGUAGAAAAUCACUUAUACCUCAACAUUGGGUAUAACCUCACAAGGCCAAUUGCUCAGCUUCGUCCGGAUUUACCCGCCAUGCAGUUUGGCUUCAUGUACGGUGUGAUCUCAGACCUUCACGCCAACAUGAACAUGCGACUCACUUUUGACCCUGAAACUGUAAGAGAUAGUGGAUAUACUGAAACCUUUGUUUCUUACAAAAUUGGCCAACCAAUCAGUAUGAUUUCAACCCGAGACAUGUAUGAUUGGAGUACACAUGAGAUCUACGUUGAUUGGGAGCUACUUCCAAAGAAGCUUACCGCGAAACAACAUCAACGUUGGACCAGCCUUGCCGCCCAAUCACACUGUUUGGCACUCUCAAAGGCGAACCUGUAUGUCACUCGCAUGCUUUCGUAUUAUCAAGAAAGCCUUCGCAUCCUGUGGACGACCCAUCGCAAACCUAGCAGUAAGGCAGCUACGAACCUUGAGAGUUUCUACAAUCAAGCAAAAAGACUCCAGGUAAAGAACUUGUACCUCUUACAAAGUUUGGUAGCUCAACCACCUGGACAAACUGGUUGGUAUAUGUGCGAGAGCCAGCAUGAAUCUCAGCCGAAGGGCUAUGUUUGUAGAUUUCAUACAGAUUCAUCAAACAAUGAAGGGAAGCAGGAAUUAAGGAGAAUCACUGAUUUACAAAAGCAAGUGACGUUAAAUAGUAAGACACAACAGAUGAUGACAAUCACACGCUAUAAUGUAAACGACCGGUGGGUGCAGACUGAAAUUUGGAGCAAAGAUACAUUAAAAAAAUUGAUUCAAACAGUUAUAAAUGUUAAAUGA